AUGGUGUCUGUUUCUCCUCCUCGUCGUCUCAACCAGAAGGUGCGAGUUGGGGAAAAGAAGGAAAGCAGGGGCCUGCAGGCAUGUGACUCUCGCAAUGAUUCUGCUACGUUCGUUUAUCUGUUCGAGGGAGAAUUGGUGGACUGGAAAGUGUGUCAUCCAGUGUAGCAUGCUACCUUGGGUAAGUUUAGAUGACCAGAUUGUAGGGAAACAA
Cryphonectria parasitica EP155 is the source of this 211-nucleotide messenger RNA. RefSeq lists its product as uncharacterized. The record is from RefSeq and is a predicted model, not a curated record. The transcript is spliced from 2 exons. Lineage: Eukaryota; Fungi; Ascomycota; Sordariomycetes; Diaporthales; Cryphonectriaceae. The annotation marks the transcript as partial.